Hermetia illucens (black soldier fly) is the source of this 1540-nucleotide messenger RNA. It is a transcript of the gene L2HGDH, whose product is annotated as L-2-hydroxyglutarate dehydrogenase, mitochondrial. The transcript is spliced from 4 exons. NCBI's taxonomy places the organism in Eukaryota, Metazoa, Arthropoda, Insecta, Diptera, Stratiomyidae. The record is from RefSeq and is a predicted model, not a curated record. Gene Ontology annotation, molecular function: (S)-2-hydroxyglutarate dehydrogenase activity; (S)-2-hydroxy-acid oxidase activity. Bases 153 to 1481 code for a protein of 442 amino acids.
GGGCUAAAAUUGGCUAGAGCGGCUAGAGAGCAAAGUGGUCCGACGAGCCGGUGCCGUUCGCUAACCAGUAGUGAGUGGGAAAGGUCAUUUGGAGGUGUGUUGUGGUUCUGUGUGAAAUCUUCCCUUGUAGUUUCCAUUGUAAAUUCUCCAAAAUGAAUACAUACAAGACUUGUUCGCGAUUUCUAUCUCCGUCGAAAUUGCUGCAUAUUUCUAGUAAAUCCGCAAGUUCGGGACAAUACGACUUGGCGGUGGUUGGUGGUGGCAUCGUGGGGGUAGCAUCGGCUCGAGAGAUCCUCUUACGACAUCCGAAAACAAAAAUUGCCAUUCUCGAGAAGGAGAAGGAGCUGGCAGUCCAUCAAAGCGGGCAUAACAGCGGAGUUAUCCAUGCGGGCAUCUACUACAAGCCAGGAUCUCUCAAGGCGAAACUCUGCGUGCAAGGACUCCGCCUCACCUACGCCUAUUGCGAUGAAAAGAAGAUCCCCUACAAAAAGGUCGGGAAGCUUAUUGUGGCGACAGACGAAGUGGAAGUUAGCAGGCUGAUGGAUCUACACGAACGUGGCAUCAAAAACGAAGUACCUGACUUGCAGCUGAUUGACGGCGAUAAAAUUCAAGAAAUCGAGCCUUAUUGCCAUGGAGUUAAAGCCCUAUGGUCGCCUCAUACCGGAAUCGUUGAUUUUAAACUUGUUACAAAAUCCUACGCUAAAGACUUCACCGAUGCCGGUGGAGAUAUUUACCUGAACUUUAAAGUUAACAAAUUUUCGGAAACGCCUACGAAUGCAGAAUAUCCAGUAACGAUAUCGAGCAGUGACGGUCAAUCGAUAACGGCACGGCAUGUUCUUACUUGUGGUGGUUUGCAAUCGGAUCAAUUGGGAGAACUGACGGGAUGCCCGCGGGAUCCUCGAAUUGUACCUUUCCGAGGGGAAUAUUUACUGCUGAACAAGGAGAAAUGUCAUAUGGUUAAGGGUAAUAUUUAUCCAGUGCCUGAUCCAAGGUUCCCGUUCUUGGGAGUGCACUUUACACCCAGAAUGGAUGGAAGUGUUUGGUUGGGACCGAAUGCUGUGUUGGCUUUCAAACGAGAAGGUUAUAGGUGGAAAGACAUCAAUUUACCCGAUCUAUUCGAUGCCCUCCUUUAUCCUGGUUUCGUACGUAUGGCAGGAAGAUAUUUGACUUUCGGUCUGAAGGAGAUGAUCAAGUCAGCCCUGAUACCACUACAAAUGAAAGAUUUGCAGAAGUAUAUUCCUGAGAUUACGGAAGCAGAUGUCAGUCGGGGACCGGCGGGUGUUCGCGCCCAAGCACUGUCAACAACCGGUGACUUGGUUGAUGACUUUAUAUUUGAUCGUGGUGCCGGGACUGGAGCCCUAUCGAAACAAGUUCUACAUUGCCGUAAUGCCCCGUCACCGGGUGCGACAAGCUCUCAAGCUAUUGCAAAAAUGAUUGCCGAUCGAAUUGAAAGCGAAUUCAAAGUGUUUAAAAAAUGCUGAUAAGUGUAGUAUAUAGUGGCGAAUGGCCUUGCGAGUACUUGAUUUUAAUUUUGAUUAUU